AUGAGCGGCGGCUCAAGGAGGGUUUUUUUUCUCUCUCUUCGGUGGAGCAAGGGGGAAGCCAAAAAAAAAAAAAAAAGUUGGAUCUCAACUAGCAGAAGCCUUGGAAUGAUACGAUGGUUGAUGGCGACACCACGACCGUCGAACGAGCGUAACGAGGACGGAAGGGAAACAGAGGAGGAGAGGAAGAAGUCGAGCAUCUCAAACAUUUCUUCUUCCCGUUUGGCGCCAGAGAGCCAGCGAGAAAGGCAGAUCUCAGCAAGCGAUUCCCUGCAGCAGCCAAUGAGCAGUGCAACUGGCGAACUUGGCAUCCUCUGGCUCUCGUCUUUGCUGGCGCCUCUUCUUCCUCUCGUCUGGCUUCUGGCUUGUUCCAUCCCGGUCCCUGGUUCGGAUGGAGACCGGGAAAAGCGUGUCUUGCUGGGGAGGGGAUUUGGGGGCCCUGUUUCAUGA
Molecule: messenger RNA, 447 nt
Organism: Microsporum canis CBS 113480
Lineage: Eukaryota; Fungi; Ascomycota; Eurotiomycetes; Onygenales; Arthrodermataceae
Exons: 2
Coding region: 1-447 (148 amino acids)
Source: RefSeq, a predicted model, not a curated record